Messenger RNA from Oxyura jamaicensis (ruddy duck), 5750 nucleotides. RefSeq lists its product as uncharacterized. Gene Ontology annotation, biological process: ubiquitin-dependent protein catabolic process. The record is from RefSeq and is a predicted model, not a curated record. Bases 222 to 1400 code for a protein of 392 amino acids. NCBI's taxonomy places the organism in Eukaryota, Metazoa, Chordata, Aves, Anseriformes, Anatidae. The transcript has 3 exons. Gene Ontology annotation, molecular function: ubiquitin protein ligase activity.
GCGGCCUCUGGGGACAUUUUCUCCGGCGUCGGGGCCGCAGCGGAGACUUUAGCUUCUUCCGGUCGUCCAUGCUCCAGCCGCUGUCCCGCGGGGGGGAGGCCAGGAGGGGCCCUCAGCGCCUAGGCUGCUGUGUUGCUGAAAGCCAUAUCUAGUUGACCAUAUCUGAUCUUCCAGACCGCGUGCUCCAUGCUUUGAGACCAGGAGAACCUUGGCAUUCUGAAAUGAAGAUGGAGGCAGUGGGAAAAGCAGAAGAACUUCUCAAUUCGGAAGUUCCUCUAAAGGCUUCUAAGAAGCAGGAGACCACUCCUGAUGAAGACGGACCUAUAGAACUGGAGCCACAUCCUCAGAAGGACAGUGUACCUGCUGCGUCAGAUUCUGCAGUGCUCUCUUCAAUGCCUUGCUUGCUGAUGGAACUGAGGCGAGACUCCUUGGAGUCUCAGCUGGCAUCCACAGAGAGUGAUAAACCAACGGGUGGUCGAGUUUAUGAGAGUGACUCUUCUAACCACUGCAUGCUUUCCCCUUCUUCCAGUGGGCAUUUGGCUGACUCAGACACAUUGUCUUCCACAGAAGAGAAUGAGCCCUGUCAAGCUGAAGCUGCUGUUGAGGGAGACCCUUCAGGGGUGUCUGGGGCUGCAGUUGGGAGGAAAUCCAGGCGAUCCAGGUCUGAAAGCGAAACUUCAACAAUGGCUGCCAAGAAAAACCGACAGUCUAGCGAUAAGCAGAAUGGUCGAGUUACCAAGGUAAAAGGUCAUCGAAGCCAAAAGCACAAAGAAAGAAUCCGGCUGUUAAGACAGAAGCGGGAGGCAGCUGCUCGCAAGAAGUACAACCUGCUGCAGGACAGCAGUACCAGUGAUAGUGACCUGACAUGUGACUCGAGCACAAGUUCAUCAGAUGAUGAUGAAGAGGUUUCAGGGAGCAGCAAGACAAUCACUGCAGAGAUACCAGCUGGCUUCAGUCGUGCUGGGGGAUCUGGAGGAACGACCAGGGAAAUUCCAGGAUUGCUUGACAGGGGCACCGUAUGGGAUAGGAACUGCAUAGGCAAUGUCCUGGAAGAGGCCAUGAACUGCUUUGCCGAGAUGCAGAGGCAGACAGAGGAGAAAUUUCGCAUGUGGAUAGAAAAGCUAACCCGUCUUGACACAGAUGAAGAAAGCAAGCAACAACUGGAGCCCAGGGAACCUAAAAUGCAACUAGUUGGCCAAAGAGUCCCCCCUACCAAACAGUCAGGGGCAUUCAUACAGAUGCCUGAUAGCCAAGUACUUACACAGCAGUCGUUUAAUUCUUACAUGGGCUAUCAAAAUGUUGAUGCUAUGUUAGAGUUUCCAGCGACUUUUAAUAACAAUUUUCCAGCUAUCUUUCCAGAGAAUAGGAAUAUUGCAGAGCCUGAUCUGAAUCAAUCAUAAACUUAUAUAUAUAUAUAUAUAUAUAUAUAAAUCUCCUAUCUUUGCAAUCUUGUUACUUUGGGUUAUGCUAAAAACAAGGUUUGCUUUUCUCUUCAUAUAUAUUUGUUUUGUUUUUCUCUUCUGGGUUCGAUUACCAUGGUAUCUUUUUUAAUUUAUAGAGAAUAUAUAUGUCGUUUUAAAAAAUAUAUAUAUAUACCCAUGUGCAUCUGCCAGCACACACAUAAAACACCUGUAAAGGGAGGGGGGAGUGGGAAACACUGUAGGCUUUCAUCACCUGACUUGGGAAAAUAUAACUUAGAAUCCUUGUUUAAAUACCCCAAAAGGUAUUUAAGAGCUAUGUUUGUUACUACAGGAGCAUUCAGACUACUCAUCCAAAUGCUCUUUUUGCAUGUUAAAACAUUUAUAUAAGGAAAUAAGUUUUAUAUUUAAAGAUGAACCCUAGAGGUCCAGACAAGAUACAGACCCAUAACUUUUCCUUAACUCUCUGUUCAUUCCCAAGUUCUGCAGUUUGAACAUGGCACACAUUAGUUUUUCUUCUUUCUUUUUAGGUAGAAGUAAUAAAUGAGCUUGUCCUAAAGAUUUAGCUAUAUAUAACCAAUGUGCACAACUGAUUUUUUUUGUCUCCCAUUUAGUAGUUCAUUUUCUGUCCAGAGUUCUUAUUAAUGUCACUGCUGUCUUGCAUAUGGCAUACUUAUGGAAGCAGCUGUCUUACACUAUGUGCACAAAUAAGCACAUGUAUACAUAUAUAUGUGUUCAGUUUGGGUGGAAAUAAUCUCUUCUAAUUUUAGGUGUCUAGUUUGCUGUUCUGCAGAUCUCUGGAAAGAGAAGAACCUAUAGAGGAUAUCUCCUGGUGGCGUCUUUCUCUUCCAUCAGUUGUCUGAACUCCCCUUCUAAAUAGUUUAGAUGAGAUAACUUUAGCUAAAGUUAGGCGAGAUUAAUCAUACCCAGAGGAUGUGUGCGCAUGCAUGACCUGUGCAUACAAAGCACUGCUGCUUCCUUAUAUAUAUAUAUAUGAUCAAACUGUAUUCUUCGUGCUGGGAUAAAAAUAGUGGUGUCAGUCCUAAGAUAAGCAGCCGUCGCUAGAUGGAUUGUUUCUUCGCACAGUAAUUCAAACAAAGGUUUGACAGGCAGAUUAGCAAGCACUGUGGUGGUCAGGAGGUAUGGUUUGCUGCUCUUGGUCAGGCAGCGAGAGCUUCUUCUGAACCACAUUGGAAUGCCUCUGAAAUCAUUAUUUACUCGUGACUGGGAAUGCCAGAUAAUUAGUUUCAUUUAAAUAAUGCAAGAACUUGCUAUUGUGUGGAUUUUUUUAUACUAAUAGUUAUCCUGAAUAGGCAGGCUUGAAACUGUGAUGUUUAAAGUAUUCAUUUAAAAUGUAUAUUAGAAACCUCUAUUUAAUUCUUACUAUUUGCUACUACGCACAGGGAUUUUUGUUCACCUCUCCAGUAAGGCCUUUCUUUGUGUGAAGUAACUUCUCCAUAGCUACCAAAAAUGUAUACUUCUCAUCAGCUAGAACUUGUUAAAAGUUUCUAAUGCAAAUAAAAUCAAAAUUUUAAUAAUGGAAAUUGAAAUUCUUUGCAUAGGCAUAGUUUAAGUAAAGAGAACACUAUAGGUAUCUUUUGGCUCUGCUAUUUUGUCUUUUAAACAUCGGUCACUUCUGUUUCUUUUCUAAUUAUUUUAGUCAAAUUCAUUCUCUUUCUUUUAGAAGUAACCACUGUAUCUUCUGUAGGUUUAACUUCUUCCUUCCUGAAGUCAGUGGGAGAUUUUCCAUCAAUUUGUGGCUUUUAGAUCAAACCUGUAACAGGAAUACAAUAAAUGUUUUUAUUCUCGGUAUAAUACUAUUACUGGUGUUUUAACGUUAUUCUUGGCUCAGACUUUUUUUAAAAUUUGUGAUGCCUUCAUUAAAGAAAAAGAGGUUAGAGAGUAACUGUUUGAAAGACUAUGCAGGAGAAAAUUUUUAAGAACUGGAAUAAAAUCUAUACAGAUCAUAUCACCUUCAUGCUUAAUUUUGAUGCAAAGAUUUUGAUAUGAAGUUACAAGAUGACUCCCUCAUCUGAAUUUAUCUGUAUUUUUAACUUAACUUUAAAUGAGUUAUGUUUAAUUAUAAUUUAAUAACCUUAUCUGCUUAAAAUGUAAGGUCAUUCAGGGAAGAUAAUUUGCUGAUAUGAAAAAAAAUCCUUCUGUUGUUCAUAGAUUUGAUAUAUAUACCUUGAUGAUAAGAGCAGCAUAUUUUAAAGCAUGACAACUUUACAAAACCUUCCCAUGCAUGCAGAAGCAGCUUUUUGCAGUGACUGGUUUCUUUUAAUGUGUAGGCAUCACUUAACUCAGUAUGUCUGUAAGCAUGCUCUUAGCCUUUUUUUAUAAAACAGUUUAUAUGGAACAAUUAGGUAUUUCAAAACAAAUUGUGUAAGGGGAUCAGUUGAACUUAUUUUUCUCUCAGACUUAAACUGACUUUUAUGUACUGAUCUCAUAAAUGGAUAACAACUUUGGGGAUCUAGCCAGUGAAAUUUGUGCCAACCUUCAAUGUCUUGGUUAGGUAAUCUUUUUUUUUUUUCUUUUCUUUAAAAACAAAACAAUAACAAAGCAGAAUUGAAAUAAUUUAGUGAAUUCAUAGAUAAUUUGCAUUUGGUUACUGUAGGUAAAAAUAAAAAAUCUCCAACACUUUUAUCCAUGAUUAUUUUAUUUUUUUAAUACAAACAACUAUAAAUGUGAAAGAACAAGCAGACAAAGUUGUAAUAAUAUUAGGGUCAAUUUAUUGAAAGGCAUCCAGAAGGCUGAGGGGAUAGUUUAUCUGAGAUGUAAUUUGAACUCAUUUUCCCCAUGAAAGCUGCCUAGUGUUAAAAAUACAGCCAUUGCUCUUGCACAGGCAAAUGAUUUUGGAAAUGGUAAAUAUUUUGUUCGCUUGCUCUUUUCACUUGCCCCAAAGCUGGAGCCAGAGCUUCAGCUGUUGUAACUCAGCUCCUGUGAGGUGGAAGUAUGUGUCGGCGGACAUGGGUGAAUAUCUGCUCCCUCGGCAUGUGUCCCCUGUAUGGGAGUAUGCAUCUCCUUCCAGAUGACAGGGGACCCCCACGUUUUCUGUUCAGGGUGCUGUGACCCCCCUGAGGACGGUAGUUGCAGGUUUAGCAGGAGCAUCUGAGUGCUUUGUAGCGUGGGUUUGAGGGAUGCAGGCAGGCAGCCUCCUGACACCAUGCUGCAAGGAGUCUGGACUUCACAGGUGUCUCCUUGAGCAGGCAGACUUCUGGGCUCCUGAUAGGUAACUUCAGAGAUUUUUAUUUCCUGGAAAAAAAUGAAGUAUUUUUGCUGUAGUAUCUGACUACAGUUGAGUUUGCUGGUUUCCAUUAUAAGUUCAUUUUCGAAGGGCUUAGACUAGAAACUUUCAGGGGGUUAGAAUUUCUUCAGCUGAAAUUUUAACAUAAAUUUUAAUCUCAUCCAUUUAGUACUGCAUUAAAGUAGUCCACCCUUAUUUAACUGUAUCAAGAGGAAACUCUUUUGCUUUUGAACCUGGAGAUAGAUUUUUGAAUGUAUGUUUUUGCUCACAUCUCAAAAAAUUGCUUCAAAACAAUUGAUUUUAACAUGUAGAGGAGAAAUCAAUAGGACUUUUUGCACAGGUAUGGAGAAUCACAGAUGAUGAUUUGGAGUUUGUAUAAUUUUCCUAAGAUUUAUACUUCAGAAAGGAUUAAAGACGUGUUCUGAUUUCUUAAGUAAAUAAUUAUUUGUGGUCUUAUGUUUUUGAAAGAGUAGAUGUGUCAAUUCAGAUCAGCUGGCGUAGACUGGGAUAACUCCCGUGUAAAUGGUGCCAAUGUAAAUCCAGCUGGCCUAUUCAGGUUUCUACAUUGCCAUUUUUAAUAUUGAAUUAUGUUUUCAAUGUGGCAAAAGUUUCUGCAUGGGAGUAAUUGAACACCCGUUCAAUUGACUGCAGAGUCAGGAUUUAGUAGGAGGUGAAACAUAGCUACUUCAUUAAUGUUUUUAUAAAGGUGCAAAUGAGCCUUUAUAGAAAGGCUUAACUGAAAUGUCACAAAAUGUCAAACUGCUGAUUCAAUGAAUGAAACAUUACAGGAUCUGCUCCUAGGGUGGGACCCAACGCAGAAGCCCCUGGAGGUCUGGGGGGCCAAGCACUCGUGCCCCUUCUGCCCUUGAGAGGGCUUUGAGAGCUACAGGCAAUCCCGAAGUUUGGCACAUAUCAUUUUAGCUGAGAGUCAGGGGCUUUACUUCACAUGCUUCUAACAAAGUAAGUGAAUUUUCAGGGCUUAUUUAGGGGAAAAAAAUCAAGUAGCACACAGCAUAAAACAAAUUCAAGUCGAGGCAGUGAGCCUUAAAAUAGUCUAUUGGAAAAGUAACUAAAUUGGAAAAAAA